Mercenaria mercenaria is the source of this 1461-nucleotide messenger RNA. RefSeq lists its product as uncharacterized. The coding region runs from base 325 to 1461 and encodes 378 amino acids. Gene Ontology annotation, molecular function: zinc ion binding. The transcript is spliced from 7 exons. The record is from RefSeq and is a predicted model, not a curated record. Lineage: Eukaryota; Metazoa; Mollusca; Bivalvia; Venerida; Veneridae.
UAGGGAUCUGGUGUUUGCUCGCACGACAAUGUUCGACAAAUUCAUCAUCUGGAUAAAGAGUAGACGAAAGGGUGGGGGUGAGGACGGGAGGAAAGACAGUGGUGGAGAACAUAAUGCAAUGCAGGUUAUCGCAUCAGAUGUUGCCUAUUUAGGAUGAAAGCGCCCGCCGCUCCCUAAUGAUAAGCUACGCCGGUACCUGACGGAAAUUGCCGAACACUGUUCGUAAUUUAUACAUGAGGAGUAAAUAUGUCCAUUGAUUGUGCAACACCAUGAACUAUUUAACUAACAAACUGAUCAAGGAAUUGAAUAAUAAUCUGAACAAGGAUGGAGCACUUCUGUGGAAGAGAAUCGUUUUGGAACUCGAGUUUGACGUGGGGUGAUUACAGAAGUUACCCGGGGUUCACAGAAUGUUUUCAAAAUACAGUGUUGCUAUGGGUACCCAGCGGAUGGUUAUGGCUGACCAUACCGUUCUAUAUACCUUACCUGCGGUCACAGUCAAAUACUAUCCUGCCAAAAUCAUGGAAGAAUCUCUCAAAAAUGUUUAUAGCCCUUUUACAGCUAGUUAUUUUAGUGUUGAAACUAUCAUAUAGAGCAGUGGAUUUAAAGCAGAGGAACGAGACGUUGUUUCAGGCCUUCUUUGUCGGUCCGCUUGUCGAAGCAUUGACAUUAGUUCUGGUAGCUUUUUAUAUAGAGCUGGACAGACGGAAAGGACAGAUAACGUCGGAUGUACUUUUUACAUAUUGGGUAUUAGUGAACAUCACAUCCAUCAUUCCAUUCUACAUUAAAAUCAUUGAACAGGUAUAUAUUUUCAAACCAUUGGACUUCGCUCUGUUCAUUGUAUACUUUUUCUUGUGCUUGGUCCAGCUGGUUUUGAGUUGUUUUGCCGAAACAUUGCCUGCACCGGAGGGGAAGGUUAGUGCAUGCAGACAUAUUCUUUACGUAGUAAUUUUCAAAACAACAAUAAAUUACAAACAAUCAGAUUUGCAUAAUUUCUGCCAGUUGAACCUGUUUUGGAACUUCGUGCGAAGAAUCAGAAAGAAAUAUGGACGCCGUAAGGCAUCGCCUAUCUACAAAAGUUCUGAGGAAUAUUUUGAGUAUAGCUGUGACCCCUGCAAUACUGUCGGUGAUCAUGUUGAGGCUCAGGGAUACUGCACUAACUGUGAAGAAUAUCUUUGUGGCACGUGCUUUAGAAGUCAUUCUAGGAGCAAGGCAUCAAGACAUCACACUCUGUUGGACAAGGACGCUAUGCCAAGAAUAACUGCUAAAAACUGCGAUCCGUGUAAAACAGCCGGGGACGAAAUAGAGGCCGCUGGAUACUGUAAGGAUUGUGAUGAAUAUUUAUGUGAUAGCUGUUACAAGAGUCAUUCGAGGAGUAAAACAACACGGCACCAUGCUUUGGAGGACAAAGACAGGAUGCCCCGAAAAAUCCGACCGAGCUGUAACAUCUUCCUUUGCAAAUGA